Geodia barretti is the source of this 7299-nucleotide messenger RNA. The record is from the annotation of a GenBank genome assembly. Lineage: Eukaryota; Metazoa; Porifera; Demospongiae; Tetractinellida; Geodiidae.
UGUGCCUCCAGGUAGGUGUGUGGGUGGAGUGUGACCCUUCAAUUUCGCCUACAAACGUGGGCAGGGCACACACACUCAGUCGGAAAAGACGGUGAUGGCAACAACAACUAAGUCCAGAGGUUUCGAGACGGCUAAAGGCGCUGAUGACCUUGCAGAAGACAACAAACGUCUCCAGGAAAUGUUGCACGCAGCCUUGCGCCGAGAGGCGGAAGCUCUGCGGAGAGUGAAGCACUUGUCGGAGCUGCUGGCCGAGUACCGAGGGGUCGGCAGCGGCAGUCGAACUCCCAGCUCCGGACCUGACCCGUCUGACGGUUUAGUGCCGGAGACGCGGUGGAGAAAAGAGGAGUGGGAGAGCAGCAGGGCAGGCUGGGAGGUUGCCAGUGACUGCUCUGCACCUCACAGUCAGAGCUCUGACCCAAUGAGCGUCAGCCCCAGUCUUGUAGUCAGCCCUCCACUUGCUAGAAAUGAACCUGAUAUUUUUGUGUUCCCUGGAGCGAUGUCGGCUCCUGCUCCUCUCACUUGCCUCAGUGAGAGGCCGGAGACUCUGUCCACUCCAGAGCCUGACACCACCUCCAGUGCAUCAGCUGAAGAGCGCAGCCACUGUCAUCCAGAAGCUAGUCUGCCACCAACUCUGCUAGCUCCAGCUCUGCAUACCAUUGGAAACAUUCGCCAGGAAAGAGAGAGGCCACCUCCUCCUCGUCCGCAGAAUCGACAGUCUCCUUCUCCCCAGCCUGUCUUGGAAUCUAGAAGGAGUGAGCAGUCUGCACAUCCUGCAGGGUCCGACAACAAGCGAAUGUCGGUGACUUUGGAAAGAACGAGUGUAGUGUCCUCUCUCCAUUCAAGAGAAGUCCACCCCAGCUCCCGUUCCCGGGCUCAGUCUCUACUGCGACCAGCUUGGUUCCGCAGGAAAUCGUUGGCUGGACGGUCAAAAGCUCGUCCACCAACUGUCACUCCCACUUCAAUCACUAGCCAUUUCGCCCACUUCCUGGAGCGCUCUUCACACAUGAAACCUCACUCUCUAUCUCAGUACAUUGACCGACCGUGGUCUGACGUCUGUCGGGGCUCGCAAUGUGGUCCAGGCCUGGCCAAGUACCGCUCUGCUGUCUGGGAGCUGUUCCAGUCUGAGACUAAGUACCUCUGCAACCAGCUUCAGCCUCUUGAACAAGUGUACAAGGCAUUUUUGGAAGAGCUGCAGUUUCAUCGUUUUCUUGUAGUAGCUGAUGUGCAGAAGAUAUUUGCUAACCUCAGUGAGCUAGUGGAGCUGAGCAUAACAAUCGCUUCAGAUUUGUUCAAAUUGUUUAACGGUCGGCAUGGGAAUAGGAUAGCUCCAACCAAUGAGCUCAUCCUUGCCUUCAGCAUGUUUGGACACAAGUGGAACCCAGUGUACCAGAGGUUCUGCGUCAACAAGGAACAACAGAGAGGCUUUGUGAAGGCACUACAGCAACUCCCAGACUUCCAGGAGUACAUUGUGGUGUGCAGGGGACAUGCAAUGGUGCAGAGAAGUGACCUCACUGACUUUCUCAUAGCUCCAAUGCAGCACCAGUGUCAUUACCAGCUCUUGCUAGAGAAUGUGCUGAAGGCCACCUCGGAGCCCUCAGAGAAGUCCCUCCUCACCUCUGCCAUCAAAGCCUUUGUUGUGGCUCUCAAGGAGCUGCAGGCCAACAUUACAGCACAGCAGCGAUCCGAAGAGCUUCUGGAGCUCCAGGAGACGCUGUCCUGGCCCAGCCUGGCCUCCUUGUGCCCUGACAGCUACAUUCCAGAGGGGCUGUCUCUGGAGCUGCAGCCGUGCAGAGUCCAGUUGGCCACACCCACAAGACAGCCUCUCCACUGUGGAGUGCUGCGACUCAUUGAUAGUCGCGGUCGCCAGGGAAACGAGGUCCAACUGUUCCUCUUCACAGACCUAGUUCUGGUGACAGAGCCUCGUAGCAGGAGCACUCGCAUCAGGAGAGAGCUAGUUCAGUAUACUGUCAGUGGACAACCACUCUUCCUGGACUGGCUGGAUGUGCAUGCUCCCUCCUCCCCCAAACACUGUUUCACUCUAGUCCAGAGAAACCGACUCCAGCAACUGGUGACUGUCCACACACUGAGAGCUCUAUCACUGGAAGAGAGGGUAACAUGGGAGGGUCCGGGGCUCUUCAUUACUCCGGAGUCCAUUCUACUCCGUCCUGGUGGGCAAGUGGAGGUACUGGACGGUAUUUACGAUGAUAAACAGUCCCAGUUCGUGGCUCCAGAGUCGAGGUUCGGCUCGGAACUGGACAAAGAGAAGGUGUACGUCUAUUCGCUGGGAGCGAGUGUGAGUGCAGCAGUAGAUGGCACGGAGACCAGCUCCCUACAUCACCUACUGGGGGCGAUGGUUGCCAAAGAGCCUGCAACCAGACCUUCCCUGCAGGAGGUGCUGACUUCUUGUGCUCACUUGGCUCCUGAUGAAGCCCUGGAUGAAGUCAAAGAGCUUGUCUCACUUGUUCUUGGCAGAUCUGAAUAUACAUCAUCUGAGGAUGAAACUGAUGUUAGCGAGGAGAAUUUGGACCAUGAGCUAACCUUGGCACUCCAGAUGAUCUCCACCAGCCAGAGAGGAAGCGUCUCUAGUCUCACUAAAGGGUCCACGCAAUUUCUGAAACGGAGACCUAGUUCACGAAGUGUUGGAGCUAUUAGUCUUGCACGAUUAUCAAUCUCUUCAGUACCUCCCACAUACCACCUGAGUUUGCAGGAGGGACUCAACACUUCUAGUCCACAUGUCUUGCACCGAGCAGUGUCUCUUAACCUACGUUCACAAGACAUCCAACUGCUUGCCUGCAAGACAAAUAGGCAUCUACCACCAGCUCCAGCUCAGUCUGGUCCUCUGGUACCAGCUUUCACUGAUGUUCAAAGGACAGCUGAAGUCAACGAUGGAACAAGACGAGCCCCAGAAAGUCCCCGUCGAUCUCCUCACCCAUCCCUACCUCGUUCCCCUCCACCCUCUUCUCCAUCUCUUGAGGCCUCCCCACCUCCCAGUCCCCCAGCUUCUCCUCCUCCUGACAUCAGACAUGACUUGGUUUACCCAGAGAAUGCCCCUUAUCCACCUUCCAAUGCAUUUCAGGUCAACUCCUUACUGGACGACUUCCCUCCCCUUCCACCUCCUCACCCACUCUCAUCAUCUCCGGUCCUAGAGUCUCAUGAUGAUACUCAGCCUUCUCUAGCCAGCACUGUGAAUACACUUGAAAAGAUUGAUUCACUCUUGCUAGAUAAGCCUCAAGUGACUGGGAACACAUCAAGAAGCAAGGGAGAAGAAAGCCACCUCUCUGUGGCCUCUUUUGACUAUAGCGACUUGGAAAAUUCUCACCUUAACCGCAACUCCAGUGCCAACUCUUCCGGAGAUGAGUUUGAGUUUCCACGUCCUCUACCUCCUCUCCCAACAGAGUCAGAAGAGGCCAAGGCUUAUGACACCAACACAGCUGUCGAUGAGGCUCUGCAUCUUAUGGAUGGAAGGAACUGGGAUGCUACUAAUAGUGGAGAGUCUCAGAACGAGGAGGAUGAGGUGAAAGCUCUCUAUGCCACUGUUGACAAGAGCAAGAAAACCAGCAGGCAAAUACGAAGAAAGAGCCGGCCAGAACAAAGUGAUGAUACAGGCAGUUUCUUGGCUCCAGUUGAACCAGAACGGGCAAGUCCUAGUCCUGAAGUGGUUGAACAACCGUUACUGUUUUCACCAGACCCCACCGACUACCGACCAGCCAGUGGUGUGUAUGAAGAGGUUGAGGCUCACAGUGUGCAGGUACCUUGCGUGGACAGCAGAGGGUACACAGAGGUGGGGAAGAGCACAGGGUUUACUCCAGUUCUGGAGGUGGGCUUCAGUGGCACCGGCUCUAUCAACAAGCUGCGGAAUGUGCUGGGACCAGAGUUCAGCAGCAUGACUGGAGGGAAGGUGGGAGAGACGUCAGUUCCUAUGCCCCAUGGUCGCAGGGCUGUGCAAGUAGUGUUGCUGAAUGGAAAGGCUGUGGAAUUUGCGGUGGACGUGUCUGCCACGACCAGCCAGCUUUUCGGGCAGGUGGUUUCCUCACAGAGCCUUCAGGACUCUCAUUUCUUUGGCCUGGCAGUGCGCAUUGACCGAGACGAAGUCUUUCUGGACAUGGAGAGCAAGCUUGUAAAAUACGCUCCUAAAGACUGGGUCACCAGCCAUGCACCCUUAACUGUGUUCUUCAGAGUUAAGUACUAUGUGGAGAAUGUGAGUCAGCUGGCACCGCCUCUCACACGCCAUCUCUACUACUUACAGCUCCGCAAGGAUACAAUGGAAGGGAGAAUGUUCUGUCACGAAGACCACAUAUUGCGGCUGGCAGCUCUGGCAAUCCAGGCAGAAAGAGGCAAUACUACUAGUCUGGGCCGGAUUGAGGACUAUGUCCCUGCUCAAGUGUUGGAGAAGCUUGGGAGGGAAUCUGUGGAAAAUCUUCUGUCCGUAAUGCACAGAGAGAGGUUUGGUCUGAGUCGAAUGGAGGCAGAACUGGAAUUUCUGAAGGAAGCACAGAAGCUGCCAGAGUAUGGCAUGCUCUUCUACAGAGUGGCCAAGGCUAAGCAUGAGGAACCAGGAUCUGUGUGGCUUGGUUUCUGUGUCAGAGGUAUCGUGGUAUUUGAUGUCCACAAAGAUAUCAAAACAGCCAUCCAUCAUUGCGCCUGGCGCAAAACCAACAACAUUUGCUAUGCUCACCGUAAAUUCGUGAUUGAGCUUCAGGACAAGCCAGAGCCACUAGUAUUUUUUGCAAGUACGUAUAAGAGAGCUCGCUACCUGCUGGAGCUGUCUAAGGCAUGCCACAAAUUCCACCUUGUUUGGGCCAAGAAGUCACACGAACAAUCUGGAGAAAGGGUCUCGUUCUCUCCAGUAACCAAGUCAGUCCCCAACUUGGACCAAAGUGUAGCUACCAAUGCCGUUGUGGAGUAUCCCUCUCUGUCCCGCCCAUCUUCAGUGGUCGACAAUGUCAGACCCUCAACACCCCCACCCCCACACCUUCAUCCAGUGAGGAUUGUCCUGAACAGACAGAGAGCCGACAACUUUGGGUUUAGCCUUGCAGGAAGCACCCAUUCGAAUAAUGUGUAUGUGGCGAAAGUGGUAACUGGUAGUGUAUGUGACGGACAAUUGCUUGUGGGAGACAAAGUAACAGCCAUCAAUGAUACAGCAGUUGAGAGCUACAGACAAACUCUUGCUAUUCUAAAAGACUGUGGGCCACACGUUGCCAUUGAUGUUCAGAGAAGAGGCACAAGAGACCUUGUGUUGCCCACAGGUGAAAGUGUGAAUGUACAAGUGUGUAAAGAGGAGGGUGUUCUGGGUGUUCGUAUUGCUGGAGGCAGUGACAAGCCGUAUGGGAGAGGACUGGUCCGGAUCAAGCAAGUUACUGCUGAUACAGCAGGGUCAAGGAGUGGUGCCCUGCUGGAAGGAGACAUCAUUUUACAGGUCAACUCAGUGAGUCUUCAAGGGAUGACCCACCAACAAGCUGCAGAUGUUAUUGUGAAAGCAGGUGAUAAUGUGUUCCUCCAGAUCCAUCGACCAUUUGAUCCCAACUGGUGGAGAGCUAGCCCAACAAACUCCCGGGCUUCACCUGUCCGGUCUACUUGCCACUCCCCUCCAUCUCCAACUCAACACACACCCUCUCCACCUCCCCCUUUCCCUACACUCUCACCCCCCAUGUCUCAAUCUUCUCCGCCUCCCCCUCUUCCCACACUUCCACCUCCCCCUCUCACAGAGGAUUCAUUUGAAGCAGAGAGCUUUUUCCAGCAUAGCAGCUCAGAGCCUGACCUGCUGGCAGGAAUGGAGGAAGAGGAGAUGCCAGUGACCGAGUCGUCCUAUCAGUCAAACCCAGAGCCACAGUCAAGUGAACCUGGUGGAGAUGUUACAUUUGAUGUCACACUCAGAAAAGGACAUCGGGGCUUUGGAUUCAGACUCGACAAAUAUAAAUCUGGGAAAGAGGGCUGUGGAGUGUUUAUCCUUGCCAUUGAUGACAACCCUGCAAAGGCUAAUGGGAGACUGGAGGCUGGAGAUGAGAUCAUUAGUGUCAAUGGAGCCAGUCUUGUUGGCCACACCCACCACCAGUGCCUGCAGGUCUUAAGAGCUGUGACCGCCACAGGAACUCUCACCAUUCAUCGCAGAGAGUCACACACUCCCCACAUCACAAACAUGCAACCACCGCCACCUAAUGAAACAGUGGGUUUGGAUUGUUCUUCUGCUCCACCGCCCCCCUCUACCUCACCUCCACUCACCGAUGAACAUGACUAGCAAUAGCAAACUAAGCCAUUAACAACUAGAGCUCUGGAGAGCACAAUUUGUAUUAUUGCACACACAUUGAUUGAUACGCAUGGCCAAAUGACCCAACAUUUGUGGCUGGGUGUCUAGCUGUCACAUUCAGAGUCAUUGAUUCCCAUUGAUGCCAGUUUUUUUACUGUUCAAUGAGCCGGUCAUUGGCGAUUUUCAGUGUGGACGACGAUGGACAUGCAGACGGAAACCCUUGUGUGCAUGCGCGUGCGGGGUAAUAAGAAUAGCUACAGUUUAACCAUGUCUAACACAGAGUCCCUUGGUUGAGCCAUGUGCUCUGGGAAAUAAGAUGACAGUUGGGCAAACAGUUUGUGUCUGCUGGCCUGGUCUAGAGAGAGAGGCCACUCAGCACAAUAGUAAUAUAGUGCAGUAAACAACCCUCACCAUUCAUGAAUGUGGUAGCAGAGGAGAACAGACUGGAUGCCAGUUCACGGAACUACAUACAAGUCAAAAAGCCAUCCCAUAAAUUAUAUGCCACUAAUGCCUAAAUAGCACUAAACCUCAGCACUUUCAUCUUCAUCGUUGUGGUUGACUAGUGUUGAGAGGGAGGACUGCACAAUCAAUCAGAAUGACAGACACAGAGCAGAGGACACAAAACCCUUUGACACAAACCUGUAGGUGGGCGAGGGCCUGUACCUGAUCAGACUGGGCCAGCUCAUGGAACCUACAGGCAAGAGCACAGAAUUUUACUGUAGGAUCAACUUGGUCUGACUUACUUCUGUCGUCUGAUGGCAACUUUACACUUUCUUACCAACUGACUUCUUGUCUGGUGAACUAGCUGCAUAUAAAAUGACUCAAACACCUACGUACGUGUAUAUUACGCUUCCACUGAAUACCUUUAACUUCCAAAAGUCGUCUAGCCGCAUACUGGCCUGUGGACUGGGUGGGACCUCGUUGCCAAGGUUGCCACCAAACAUGUAGUGGGACUGGGUGGAGGGGUCAAAGACCAGCUGGUGAGCGUAGCGAGGGGCAGGGAGGGCAGCUGCGGCGGGACACCAGUCCCUCUGGUCCCCAGACAACACGCAUGU